Anastrepha obliqua is the source of this 773-nucleotide messenger RNA. RefSeq names its product piggyBac transposable element-derived protein 4-like. Lineage: Eukaryota; Metazoa; Arthropoda; Insecta; Diptera; Tephritidae. The record is from RefSeq and is a predicted model, not a curated record. The transcript is spliced from 2 exons. The coding region runs from base 41 to 346 and encodes 101 amino acids.
AGUUGUGUCGCUAGAGGUUCGUGAAAUUCAUGGUCUACGUAUGUAUGCCGCGCGACCGAUUACCUACUCUGCUGAAAUGACUUUGGACGAACAACUCUUGUCCUUCAGAGGGCGUUGUUCUUUUCGGCAGUAUAUUCCAAAUAAACCUGCUAAGUAUGGACUGAAAGUUUUUGCACUUGUAGAUGUUCAUUACCCAUACACCUAUAACUUAGAAAUUUACGCCGGCCAACAACCCGAAGGUCCAUUUCGGUUAAGCGACGAGAGAUUUGAUAUCGUGGUGAGAAUGGUGCAACCAAUUUUGAAUAGACAUAUCAUAUUACUAUGGACAAUUGGUUUUCCUCUCUGAAAAUAGCAAAGCAAUGAUUUGAUAAUGGAAUUACAAUGGUUGCUACCGUUCGAAAAGAUAAAAGAGAAGUUCCCCGGGAAUUUAGAAUUGCCUCUAACAAUAUGCUCCUCAAAAUCACUCACUCUCCAUAUACUCUGGUUUCUUAUGUACCAAAAGCCAACAAAGUAGUAAUAGCCAUGUCUACAAUGCACAACGAUACAGCGAUUGAUUCUGACACCGGAGAUCAACGAAAGCCGGAAAUAAUAACAUACUAUAAUCGCACUAAAAAUGGCGUUGAUCUGGUUGACAAGAUGUGUUCUCUUUAUGACGUAUCUAGGAAUUCGAGAAGGUGGCCGCUGACUAAGUUCUAUAAUCUUGUAAACCUCAAUGCUCUCAACGCAUUAUGCAUUUACACUGCAAACCGUAACUAUGAAUCUGUCAAAAGGCG